AAAAAAUUGUUUUAAAUUUUGUUCGAAAAUUCGAUGUACAUGGAAACAGUACCAAAAUAUCAAUAUCUCAAAAUUUUAAAAAUAGCCAAAACUUUGGAAAGCCAUCUAAGGGCUCUUACUGCGUAUAAUAUUAAAUUGUUGGAAAAUAAUGAGUCAAAUUCACAUCAUGCAUCAUCAUGCCCUCACCAAGAAGAAUCUUGCGCCAGUGACUCUGGCCUUAGUAUUGAAAAGCCGGAUUUAAAUAACUUGAGCCUCGUUUUGAAAGAGGCUUCUAGUAUCAUCGAUGAAAGCCUGUACCAAUUUUCUAAUGCAUCAGUUUCCCGCGAGGACUCAAAGUCUCUUUCAAACCUGGAGUUCCUACCCGACUUAGGGUCUUCGACACCUGUUCGCGUUACGGAUGACGAUGCAGAUGCCGUCAUCCAAAAAGUAGACGAAGUUUUUAAAGAAUUAUAUACCAGCUAUUUUACCAGCGAAGAGAACUAUAAUCCAGAAUAACCCUUCCACUACCCCCUCUUUACAUUU
Molecule: messenger RNA, 522 nt
Organism: Gordionus sp. m RMFG-2023
Lineage: Eukaryota; Metazoa; Nematomorpha; Gordioida; Chordodea; Parachordodidae
Exons: 3
Coding region: 34-495 (153 amino acids)
Source: RefSeq, a predicted model, not a curated record